Arachis ipaensis is the source of this 876-nucleotide messenger RNA. Lineage: Eukaryota; Viridiplantae; Streptophyta; Magnoliopsida; Fabales; Fabaceae. The record is from RefSeq and is a predicted model, not a curated record.
UGUUUCAUGUUUGUCGAAUUUGUGAGGAUUUGAUUCGAGUGCAGAGAGAAUAUAUAUAUAUAUACGUUUCCAAUGAAUUCUAGGUGCUUCCUUCCACAAGAGUCCUUAUUCAUCAACUCUGGCAGCAUGGCUUCAUUUUCUUCAAAUUCUGCAGCUGCAGCAGCAGAAGAUAGCAGGGUGAAUAGUACCAGAAACCGGCCUCUUCCACGUGCCUCCCCGCCUUCGUUUUUGGUUCAGACGGCGAUGAGGGUAUCGAGAGCAAGAUGGUUUACCUUCUUGAGAAGAGUGUUCCAUUACCAAAAUGGAUCAAGGUCAAACCUUGGCUCUAAUCCUUUCAAUACUAGAACAUGGAUGAUGAUGGAGUUUAUAGCUUUAGUGGUUCAGAUAAUCACUAUAACAUUCACUUUGGCUAUUUCAAAAAAGGAGAGGCCUGUUUGGCCUAUGAGGAUUUGGUCAGCUGGUUAUGAUAUUGGUUGUUUUCUUAAUCUGCUUCUACUUUAUGGCCGGUACCGGCAAAUUUGUGCAACUCAAGGAGAUGUUCUUAGCUUUUCUGAUAUUGAACAGCAGAGAAACAAUGAAGAAACCAGUGUAUACAGGAUUUCCCAUUUGAUGAACAAGUGCAGGACUUCACUUGAGCUUUUCUUUGCAAUUUGGUUUGUGAUGGGAAAUGUUUGGGUCUUCGACUCGCGUUUUGGAUCCUUGCCUCUAGCUAGCAGGCUCCUUGGCUACAACAUGAACAUGGGAUCUUCGGACAAAGGAGCAUCUGAUGAUCAAAUCUCACAACUUCCAAGUUGGAGAUACAAAGAAUCACAUACAAAGUUAGAGUUAGGCAACAAGGAUUUCGAAGGCAGCGAGAAGUUGAUCAACGAGGACUCA